Messenger RNA from Poecilia latipinna (sailfin molly), 2499 nucleotides. It is a transcript of the gene acad11, whose product is annotated as acyl-CoA dehydrogenase family, member 11. The transcript is spliced from 20 exons. Gene Ontology annotation, biological process: fatty acid beta-oxidation using acyl-CoA dehydrogenase. Gene Ontology annotation, molecular function: flavin adenine dinucleotide binding; acyl-CoA dehydrogenase activity. Lineage: Eukaryota; Metazoa; Chordata; Actinopteri; Cyprinodontiformes; Poeciliidae. Gene Ontology annotation, cellular component: cytoplasm; mitochondrion. The record is from RefSeq and is a predicted model, not a curated record. Bases 110 to 2419 code for a protein of 769 amino acids.
AGAAACCAACUUCAGCCCUGUGAAAUUGUUUGUGCAGUCCGCUCAGCUCAGCAGUGUCAGGUAAUGAUUAAACCCACUGCUGAUUAAACUACAAGACUUGGCCUGAGACAUGGAAGACCAACUAACAUCUGUGCGAGAACAACAUAAGUUUAAUGUUGGCAACCUUCAAAGAUACCUGUAUGAGAAGUCACUGGUAUCUAAGAACGACACUCUGACCGUGAGACAGUACAGCGCUGGCCAGUCUAACCCAACCUUCCUGAUUCAGACACCUUCAAGAAGUUAUGUUCUCAGGAAGAAGCCCCCCGGUGAGCUGCUGCCGGGGGCGCACAAGGUGGACAGAGAGUACCGGGUGCAGACGGCUCUCUUCUCUGCCGGCUUUCCCGUUCCUCAGCCGCUUUUGUUCUGCAAUGAGGCUGAAGUAAUCGGAACAGAGUUCUAUUUGAUGGAACAUGUAAAGGGCCGCAUUUUCAGGGAUUUUCAGCUCCCUGGAAUGAGUCCAGCUCAAAGGACGUCCGUAUACACAGCUGCAGUGGAAAACCUGGCAAAGUUGCACUCACUGGAUUUACCAUCACUAAAGCUCGAAGGGUUCGGGAGAGGGCCGGGAUACUGCAGGAGACAAGUGUCUACUUGGACGAAGCAGUACACCGCAUCAGCCCAUAGAGACAUUCCUGCUGUGAAUGAGCUCUGUGAUUGGUUGAUGAGAAACUUGCCAGAUAAAGAUGAUGAGGUCACACUCGUCCAUGGAGACUACCGACUUGACAACUUGAUAUUCCACCCAACUGAGACCCGGGUGAUGGCCUCGUUGGACUGGGAGCUGUCCACCACUGGGAGCCCUCUAGCAGACCUGGCCUUUUUCCUCGUGCCUCUGUACUGCCCCACUGGUCUCAACAUUAAAAGCUUUAUAUUCAACCUUCAAGAAGUAGAAGGUAUCCCAUCGCCUAGUGACCUGAUCUCCAUUUACUGCAGGUGUCGGGGGAUCCCCUCAGUUUCCUUGCCGCCGCUGAACUUCUACUUGGCUCUGUCUCUCUUUAAAGCAGCUGCAAUUUCUCAGGGAAUCUACGCUCGUUACCUGCUGGGCAACGCCAGCGCGCCUGAUGCAGCUCAGUAUGGCCAGAAUGUCGAGCCUUUGGCUAAAGCAGCGCUGCAGCUAGCCAAAAGCCCACUCGCAGGUCCAGCAAAAGACAGGCUGUUCCCUCAGACUGCCAAAGGCCAGGCUGUGCUCCAGCAGGUUAAAGACUUCAUGCAGCAGUAUGUGCUUCCUGCUCAGCAGGAAGUUGCAGAAUACUACACUAAACAUUCCCAGUCUCCUCUGAGGUGGCACGCUCCAAAAAUAAUAGAGGAUCUAAAGGAGAAAGCCAAGCAGGCCGGGCUGUGGAACCUGUUCCUGCCGGCAGUCAGUGGACUCACUCAGUUGGAUUAUGCCUACAUCGCGGAAGAAAUGGGCCGCUGCCUCUUCGCUCCCGAAGUGUUCAACUGCCAAGCUCCAGACACGGGAAACAUGGAGGUGCUCCACAUGUUCGGCACCGAGGAGCAGAAGAAGAAAUGGCUGGAGCCUCUGCUCAGCGGAGAAAUCCGCUCCUGCUUCUGUAUGACAGAGCCUGACGUUGCUUCCAGCGACGCAGCCAACAUGGAGUGCAGACUUCACAGAGACAAAACCACCUACAUCAUAAACGGGAAAAAGUGGUGGAGCAGCGGUGCGGGCAGUGCCACUUGUAAAGUGGCCAUCGUCAUGUGCAGGAGCAGCUCUGAGCAUGGCAACAGCAGGCACGGCCAGCACAGCAUGGUCCUCGUACCCAUGGACACACCGGGCGUGAAGCUCAUCCGGCCACUCACCGUAUUCGGACAUGACGAUGCCAUCCAUGGUGGCCACUUUGAGGUCCACUUUGAAAACGUGCGCGUUCCAGCUUCCAACAUGAUCCUGGGCGAGGGCCGAGGGUUUGAGAUCGCUCAGAGGCGUCUGGGUCCAGGCAGGCUGCACCACUGCAUGAGAGCUGUUGGCUGCGCCGAGCAGGCGCUGGAGCUGCUGUGUCAGCGGGCCGCUUCCAGGCGAACAUUUGGGAAAAACCUUUACCAGCAUGAAGUCAUCGCCCACUGGAUUGCAGAGUGCCGCCUGAUGAUUGAGCAGACCCGCCUACUGACUCUCUCCGCUGCUCACGCCUUGGAUGCUCUGGGCAGCAGGGCCGCUCGCAAACAGAUUGCCAUGAUCAAGGUGGCAGCAGCCAGGAUGGUGUGUAAGGUGGUGGACUGUGCCAUCCAGGUUCAUGGAGGCGCGGGAGUCUCAGGGGACUUCCCUCUGGCACAGAUGUACUCGUAUGCACGAACUCUGCGAAUUGCUGACGGACCCGAUGAGGUUCACCUUUCUUCCAUUGCAAUACUGGAACUGAAGGAUCAGCUAAAGCAGGCGCGGGCCAGGCUGUAAAAAUGAUUCGAUAAUGCUUUGAGCUAAAAAAAAAUUCCAAACAGUCCAUUAAAUGUAUCGUAAUAUUUCUAAAAAUGCAG